This is a messenger RNA of Lethenteron reissneri (Far Eastern brook lamprey), 3659 nucleotides long. RefSeq names its product RAS like family 10 member B (gene RASL10B). The record is from RefSeq and is a predicted model, not a curated record. NCBI's taxonomy places the organism in Eukaryota, Metazoa, Chordata, Hyperoartia, Petromyzontiformes, Petromyzontidae. Gene Ontology annotation, molecular function: GTPase activity; GTP binding.
CAGCAGCAAUAGUAACACAUCAUCAUCAUCAGCAUCCAGCCAGCCACCACCAUCAUCAUCAGCAGCAGCAGCCGCAAUACGAAGCAGAGCAACUGCAGCGGCCGUGCGUGCGACAGAUGCUGGCUGGCGCGUUAUUGUUACCGGGCGGGGUGGCGUGGCUAUAUAUAUAGCGUUAGGGGUUGUGUGUGUGUGUGAGUGAGUGAGAGGGUGCGUGUGUGAGUACGUGCGCGCGUGCGUAGUAUUUAUACGUUCCUGUUCGCGUGCGGAGGACGGCUUCGAUCAGUGGUGGAGAGAGACAGGGCAGAGAUGCAGCGUCGUGUCAUGAGAUGAAUACAUUCAUGUUCGGAAUUCGGGCAGCGGAAACAUCGCCGCACGCUUCGACGGAACGCUCCCGGAAUUCGACGCCGCGAUGCCCACGUCUACUCGAGUCGCGCUCCACUAGAACUCUCGUCCAACACGAGGCAAUUUGGUGACCAGGGCCGACAGCGUCCACUUCGAGGACCCAAGUUGAAUCGGGGGCGACUGAACCCCGCAUUUUAUCCCAGGAGACCUUCUCACACAAGUGCUGGCCAGCUUCGUCCGUCUGCCACAGAACCGGUCAUCCGAGCCACCCAACCACCUUUGUCUGCGAGUGUCAAUAAGUCGACACAUUUCAGGUUCACGCAGUACACGAGUGCCCGGACUUUCCACCUGAGGUCACCCUUAGGCCACCCGUACUCUCACACCAAGACCUUCUGUCGGCGUGCCUUAGACGGAGAAUUGUGACGGUGUUUCCCUUUUGCUUCCAGGAGAAAAGAAAAAAAUCCAUCCGACCGCGACGAGGCUUUACGCGCGCGUCGAGAUACCGCACGUGCCGUGUCAUGUGCUUUUUGUACUUUUUGUUCACCCUGAUGCUCGUUGUUGUCGUCGGCUGACGUCCAAUUUGCAAGAACGACGACAACAACAGCGGUAGCAGCAGAAACAGCAAUAAUAAUCAGCAACGCUAUGAGUAUUUUUAGGUUUUUUCGGUAAUGUCACGUAGGGAAAAAAAUAAAAAUUAAUAAAUAAAGUGAUUUAUUAAAUUAAUUAAUUGAAUUAAUAAAAGCUAUGAGUCCAAAAGCAGCGAUGGCGACAACGUCAACGUGAGCGACGCGAACAUCGGCAGCCGCGGGGUCGUGAAGAGGCUGUGCGAGAUGCGCUGCUCGUGACGCAACCGCGUCGCUCUCCUUGAUUCGGCAAGCGGUGUCAAGGUGAAAAAAGUCUCUCUCGAUAGAUCUUUUUUAAAACGCACAACUUCAAGAAACGAAGCAUUGCAAACUGCAGUCUUCCUCCACCGACGGCCCUCUCGACGCGUCAUCACCACGGAGCAUAUCGGGAGGAGCGUGCGGAGUUUUGUGGCUUUUUCGCCGAGCGACCAAAGACUUCGUGGCGGUUGGGUCAGUCCUUGGUUGUGGAGGGGGAGGGGAGUGCAACAGCAAAUAUUGUACUGUACUCUGCUCAACAAUUCGAGCAGGAAAGACGCAUCGCAGAAUCGUCACGAGGUGGCCAUCUUCGUCAGCGAAAUCCUCCGGGCACAGGAGGCAACUUCUUGGCCACGCGUGGAGCCCCGCGAGUGAAGCGCUACGGGCUGUAGUGGUGGUGGUGGUGGUGUUGUUCAUAUCGUCGUUUUCAUCAUCGACAGAAGCGGCUUGCGAGGGCACGGCGAGGCGGAACAUGGCACCGCAGAGUCCGAAUUCGUUAGCAACCGCUGGAGGCAACGCGCGGUGUUGAAGCGACGAAAGCGAGAGAGACGGAGAGAGAGAGAGAGGGAGGGAGGGAGCGGAGAAACUGCCACGGCGCCACGAAGGCAAGCGACGGGCCCACGAUGCCACACGAUGGUGCCGGCAAGACGCACGCGUAGCUGGAGUCACAACCCGGGCCGAGCCAUGGUGGAGACGUUCAAGGUGGCGGUGCUGGGCGCUCCGGGAGUGGGCAAGACGUCCAUCAUCCGGCAGUUCGUCUCCAACGAGUUCGGCGAGACGUACGCGCCGACGCGCACGCGCGCCGUCUACGCGCCCGCGCUCGUCGUGAACGAGCGCGUGCUGGAGUUGCGCAUCCUCGACGUGCCGCCGAUCGCCUCCUUCCCCCUCAACUCCUUCCAGGAGUGGUCGGACACGCGGUGCCGGGGCCUGCGCAGCGCCCACGCAUACGUCCUCGUCUAUGACAUCUGCUGCUUCGAGAGCUUCGAGUACAUCAAGGUGCUGAGGCAGCAGAUCCUGGAUUGCAGGGCUACCGAUGUCCCCAUCCUCAUCGUGGGCAACAAGCGUGACCUGCAGCGACGACGCGUCAUGCCGCGACGCACCGUGGCGCAGCUCGUCAAGAAGUCGUGGAAAUGCGGCUACGUCGAAUGCUCGGCCAAGCACAACUGGCGCGUACUGCUGCUCUUCCGCGAGCUGCUGCGAGGCGUCGGCUGCGGCGGCGGCGGCGGCUGCAAGUACGCGCACCCGUCCAUCCGCCUGCACGGGGCACUUCGACGCAACCGCUGCAGCGUUAUGUGAACGGGCGUGAUGGCUGGUCACGGCCACCCACCCCAAAAUCCGGGUCUUGACCUCGCUGGGUUUUAGUUUUUACCACCCCCACCACACUUCUCCCCCCCGCCGAUUUUGACAACCAGGGAGGGAGGGGGAGAGUGCCGAGAUCCACCACGCCGGGUUUUUGUAAUCGCCCGGUGGCACCGGCGGGCGGCGGGGUCGUUUGGUUGAUGAGGAGAGCACAGCGGGAGAGAGAGAGCGAGCGAGCGAGGCGGCGUCGCGUUUGCCACCGCCGCCGCGCACACAACACGACCCGCUGUGAGCCGCUGUUGGGCUUGCAGCACGGGGGAAAACAUGGAGCGACAACCCGCCUGAAGAUGCGACCUGGAGUCGUCGUCGUCGCUGCUGCUGACAGCGGUCGGACGAUGUGAUGAUGAGUUUGGAUGAGAUGGAGACCGACGAUGAUGAUGGUGGUGAUAAGAUCGGCGUGUGUGCAGCUGGUGCAUCAGCUGCGCUUGACACGAAUGCCGCUGCGGCUGACCUUGCAGAUGCCGCUGAUGCUUCUGCCGAUGUCACGUGUCAAUCACCUGUCAGCCACGUGUCAGUCACGUAUCAGUCACUUGUCAGUCACGUGUCAAUCACCUGUCAGCCACGUGUCAGUCACGUGUCAAUCACCUGUCAGUCACGUGUCAGUCAUCCGUGGCGGCGAUGGACUGGAGAAUGGACGAUCACUACCGCUGUUAAUGUCAUUGCAGUUGUGCCAUUGUUACGAAUUGUUAUUUAUAUUUUUUAAAGUCCACGGCAGUCAGUGGUGAUGUUAAGCACCCGCCUCACUUUCUUGCAACGAAAUAGAAUCUAGCGCCGAAGUGGAACGGUGCAGUUUUGUUGCAAAGGACGUUGCCAGCGACAGCGUUGUGGUUGUUGUUGUUUACCGGCGACGCUCUAUUGAUCGCAGGGGAAAACAACCGAGUAAGACAUCGCAGGGUCGUGAGAGAUGGCGACAGCAUGGGGGGAGGGCUUUAUCCAGCAGUGGAAUCACCAUGGCUGUCGAUGAUGAUGAGGCUGAUGAUGAAACACUGGGAAUUAAAGUUGCAUGCGGGUCUGCAACUCGGAGGAAGUUUGCUCUAGACCAGUGGUUCUUCUUCUUGGUUCUUUCGGUAAAGUCACGUA